Diabrotica balteata is the source of this 1666-nucleotide messenger RNA. The record is from the annotation of a GenBank genome assembly. Lineage: Eukaryota; Metazoa; Arthropoda; Insecta; Coleoptera; Chrysomelidae.
AAAAAACAUUCAUUUUUACUAUGUUAUGAUCAUAAAAUCCUUGUGACCAAAGAUCGUCCCCGACGCUGAGUUAUUCAAUUUUAUCAAGGAAACUCCUAAGCACGCUUCAUUCUGCCGCAUCGACCAGUAGUCACUAUUUAAAAUAUAGGAACUCGCUAAAAAUCCCGACUCUCGGCAUCGACAGUUAUCAAGUAAACAACGCGUUUAAAUAAAUGGAUUCGUUUCAUUCAGUUUAAUUCGCGCUUCUUAUACAACUGUGAUACACGUUAUCUAAUCGUGCGGCGUCAUUAAAAAAGCAGACAACUAUAUAUAAUACAUAAACACAAACUUCUACAGUCUGAGUUAAAGUUUGUCAGUUGUAUUGCAAAAAUGGUGAAAGCAAAAGUGUGGAAUUAUAUGAAACCCUUCGAGGGAUGGCCCAAAAGGACCGACGUCGAACUAGUGGAAGAAGAAAUGAGGCCCAUUGAAGACGGAGAAUUUCUCGCACAAGCCAUGUUUCUCAGUGUAGAUCCAUUCAUGCGAGGUUUAUCAGAGAAAUUUACAAUUGGAGAACCUAUUUGGGGAACUCAAGUAGCCAAGAUUGUUGAAAGUAAAAAUGAAGAAUUUCCAGUCGGUAAAUUAGUGGUUUUAAGAGCAGGCUGGAGGACAUACAGCAUCUCCAAUGGUAAAAAAGAACCACCAACUCUACCAGAACCGUAUCUACUUCCAGACAUCGGAGAUCUCUGUCCAUCCGUAGCUCUAGGAGUACUCGGUAUGCCAGGAAACACAGCGUAUUUCUUGUUCUUGGAGCUCUGUCAACCCAAAGAAGGCGACACAGUUGUGGUGACAGCAGCAGCAGGAGCAAUUGGAAGUAUUGUAGGACAGAUCGGGAAAAUUUAUGGAUGCAAUGUGAUAGGUAUAGCAGGGUCUAAUGAAAAAGGAGAGUGGUUGGUUAAGGAAUUGGGAUUCGACCAUUUUAUUAACUAUAAGGUGGAUGAUAUCGAUGCCAAACUGAAGAAACUUGCUCCGCAAGGUGUAGAUUGCUUCUUCGAUAGUGUGGGAGGAAAGACAGCUGAAAUUAUAUACAGUCAUAUGAAUAACAACGGAAGAGUCGCACAGAAUGGCAGCAUCUCCAAUUACAACAAGGAAAAACCUGAUUAUUCUCUUUCCUUGUCAAUUCAAAAAGCGAUCCAAGAGAAAAAUUUGUCAGCCAAAACCUUGGGUGUCUAUUGUCGCUCGAAGGACUGGAUGACAGGAAUAAACCAACUACAUACGUGGGUGAACGAAGGCAAAAUCAAGUAUAAGGAAUCGAUAGUCGAUGGGAUCGAAAAUAUGUUUGAUCUCUUUGUCGAUAUGUUGAAGGGUAAAACUACCGGAAAAGCGGUUAUAAGAGCAUAAUAAAAUAACUACACAAAGUGAUCGCAACAAACCGACAAGUACCUUUUAAAUAACUUAUUUUUUAAGUUUUAGAUAUAAGCUUUUGGCAGUUUAUUUAUUGUAUUUAUGUUAAGUUUAAAGCAGAGCAUUUUUAUGCUCAUUAACCAGUUUAAAAAGUGAUAUAAUUGUUAAUGAUACAAACUUGAUGUUAAAGUAUCGCGCUGCUUUUGUAUCUCAUCAGUAUUAUUAAAUUAAUAUUUCUAAAUUGUCGUUUGACAAAACUUAUUCAAUUAAUAAAAUAUGUUACUAA